AUGCGCCGCUGUUAUCAGAUGUUUACAGCACUAGCUGAUUUAUUAAUAAGCAUACUAAAUCCUAUUCUGGUCCACCCCAUAUGUGGGUUAUAGUCCAUGGUAAACCUUUUAUAGGGGGCCCAUGCAAUCAAGCCGAACUGAUUGGGUUUUAUGGUUAAUAUAAAGACUAGACAAGCCAAACGAACUCGAGUACAUUACAGAGUUCACUGGAACCAGAGCUUAAGUUGCCAUAUCACUGUUUGUACUUCCCACACAUGAUAUGAUAGCUCUAUUCUCUCCUGUUUUGAGUAACAAGCUUAAUAUUCCAAACGCACAUGGGCAAUUAUGGCAAUAAAGUUCUAUGGUAGCAACUCCCUCAAAAUUCAAAACAGAGGCGAAAAGCCAUUCCGCACUUAUCGCUCACCCCAAGCAGCGUAUCACAGCCAUGAGUUUUGGAGGGAAUCAGGUAUUCGGCUCAUAUUUAAAAAUUCUUAUCGCAGUAACGGCUAUAAAAAGUUUUCGUUUAUCAAAAUAAUAUAUAUAGCAAGAAAACGCUUUCAGAUCUGGGUCGGUUGUCUGUAUAUCAUGAACCAUUGCUGCUCACAUUUCUUCAAAUCAUCUUUUCGAUCUCAUUUAUUCUGAUAUUCUACUAUUGGGUAAUCUCGAUGAGAAUCAAGAACCAAUUGACAGCAGCUGUCGUGACGAAUUCAUAAGUGGAUUUAUUUAUACAUAUUUAGUGUCAGCGGAAAAUUGAUUGAAAUGUUUGCAAAGUAUCUUCACAGUACCUUUAAAUAUAUCUCUUGAGCACACAUGAAUUUCCUAGGCAACAGAUUGUCUUAAUGAAAUAGCAUGCCAAUUGUCCCAUGAUCAAGACUCAACUGAAAAAUGCAUUGAAGCAUGCUUUUCAAUUAAAAUUUCGACUGAACUUGUCCGCAGACGCAAUCACGCAUACGCCAUGUUGUACACUUGGCAAACAUUUUAGCGAACCCAGUGAAACUUCGAGGUAUAAAUAAAACAAAUUUCGGUUUUCAGAAAAUAUUGAAAUACAGGUCUGAGCGUGUGUUUGAGGCCUGUGUACCUUUUCAAUUCGGCAGUAGUAAUUAAUGAUAAUUGACGGUCCAAGUCACUCGGAGAAAGAGUGUCGAUUCUGUCAGUUGGGAUUUAGGCUUUAUAAAGCACAUAUGUAUGCGGAAUAGCAAACGAAUUUCAAUAUUUGUCGUUCCCAAAAUGUUACCACUUCUAAUCAAACAAAGCUGCUACCGAACUGACUUUAUUCGUGGCUUUUACGUAAAUAUUUUUGAUGUUAUUAUAUUUCACUUUGUGUAUUGUCGAGUUUAACGCCUUGAACGCCAGUUGCUAAUUGUCAGUUAGAGCCCACUUAGUACCCUUCGGAAAACGCGCCGGGGUAUAUAAGAAGAUGAUGUAUGUAUUUUCCGCAGCGUUCUUAUGUUUAUUCAAUGAUAAACUAGCUGAUAUAUUUACGAUUGAACAUUUGUUUCCGAAAUGAACUUAUAGCUAUAUUACCGAAAGUUUUCCCCGACCUACCUCUACAUUCAGCCAUACAGUCGGCUGGAAAAUACAAUUGAAUUGUGGAAACGGGUCUAUAAAAUCAUUCCGGACUCUGACUCCUGUCUGUCAACCAGCAAUGUAGCACCUACAAAUGUGCCAAGUGAGCAUCAUGUGAUAUACUCUGGUUCUCGGUUCGCUAAUAGAACCACCAUAUAGACAGAACAAACAAGAUCUCCGUACUACACUACUGCCUGCGCAGUAUGCGAGUUGAGUUGAGCUACCGUUUAGAUUACGGAUAUAUAUAUAUUUGUCAAGUCGGUUGGCUAAAAGCAGUUUGCAGUGCCUAAUACCGAUUCAUGGCUAUUUUUAAAGGCGAGAUCAGUAAAUAGGCCAAUAGUCUUUUCUCAAUUUAUCAACGCUCAACAAGUUCCUGGAUGUGGGCUGAAAUAAUAGAGGAAAUUAAAUAGUUAUAACUGGGCCAUGCCGCGGAUGCGGAUGCGGUUGACAGCCAUGAGACGAGCACUUUGCUGGCCACCAUCACCACCGAGAUGAUGCCGUUGCCCGAUUCCGGGCGCAGCUGCUUUGGUUGGUCCUCUGCGCCGGAGGCAGCGGGCGGAAACUGCUCCAGAUCAAGCCGGAACGGAACUCUUAAGUGCUAUGGCGGAAUGAAUAACCUGGCUGCCCUCAGCCAAUCUGGAAAGCUGAGCAGAGCGCAGCCCGCGCUGGAAAUGCUUCUAUGCGGCUGGCCAAGAGAUGGUCUAAAUCAUUUCAGGGAACUGCAGAGAUUGCCCCGUCUUCGAUCGCUGACCAUCGAGUACAGCGGCUUCACCGAAUUCAAAUUCGACUUUCCCGAAAUGUCGGAGCUGCAUACCAUCAACAUUUCGUGGACGAAUCUCUCAUACAUCUCAGCCCGCACCUUCAAGAGGGUGCUUCCGCUCAAGGUCUUAGAUCUGCGUUGGAACCAGCUCAUCCAACUGGAUGGACCACUGUUGCUGCCCCGCAAUUUCGAGCAGCUCUAUCUGGCGGGUAAUCCGUGGAACUGUACGCGAAACUUCAAGUGGAUGCUGCUGCAGCCGGAGAAGGGACGUCUGGUGGUGGACCGCGACGAGCUAAUCUGCACAGAUCGGAAGUACAAGGAACGCCAGAUGCUCCUGGUCAUGCACUAUAAGCUGGAGCUGAAGAGACAAUGCCAAUGGCACGAGGAUCUUAGGAACUGCACUUGCCUCAUGCAUCACAUCUUGCCGAAGACCCACAUACCGCUCUAUACGGUCAACUGUUCCCAUUUGCAGUUCCACCGCUUGCCCGCCUUUUUGCCGGAUAACACCACCACUUUGGUUAUCAACGAUAAUAUGAUCAGUGAUAUAAAUCCGCUGCGAGACAAUCCCCACUACCGCCACGUGGUGGAUAUGCAGCUGGAGAACAAUCACAUAUCCAAUGUGGACAACUUGGAGGACACCUACUGGCUGCAGAACUUCCGCUUGCUCAACCUGCGUGGCAACAAUCUCCGCAAGCUUCAUGUCUACGCCCUGGACAACGCACUCGAAGACAACGAGAAUGCCAAUCUGCUAUUGCUGAGCCGAAAUCCCUGGCACUGCACCUGCAAGUUUGGCAGCCGAAUGCGAGAGCUGCUGACCAAGUACAAGGAUAUCGUGCGGGAUGCAUGGAAUGUGAGCUGCACCUAUCGCCUGGAUGACGACCAGCUGCUGGCCAAAGUGCUGACCCUCAGUCGGCAGGAGAUGUGCAAUUUAAGUUUGGACGACGGCACUCAGAUCCAUCCCAUCGAUUGGCUGAACGGGGUGCUGGCCAGCUUGAUAUUCCUCAUCCUGGGCAAGCUGGCCUACGAUUACUACUACUACAAGUAUUACGGUCGAGUUCCUUGGAUUGUGAUGAAAAUGCCUUAGUCUACAUCUUAUGUGUUAAGAGAGAGUUAAGCUCGAAAGUAUUUCUCAACCGAAGACAACGGUUUUCGGUUUAUUCUUGAAAAUCUACAAAAACAAUAGCGGUCUUUGUAGCAUAUAUGAAUAUUUAUAUAUAAAUAAUGUUGUUUAGGUAUUUAUGUAUGUAUAUUUAAGCUAGGUCAACGCAAAACUCUCAAAAUAGUUGUUUACAUCCACACUAUUGCACUUUUCAAACUGUUUUAUAUGGUUAAAAACAUUCGUUCUCACGUUCCUACACAUUUGACGGUUGAUUUUAGCAUUUAACCUGCAUUUAAAUUGGCACAAAGCGCUUAAUGUUUGAUAAUGAGAAACAGCUAAGAUAAGUUUAUGUUUUUUAAUUUUGCAUCUGGACAGAACGGAAUACGUGUGUAUUAUAAGUUAGUUACACAUUAUUCCAUUUAAAUGAAUCUAAUAUUGUAUCAUGUAUAUGUACAAUUAAAACCCUCGAUUUAAUUUCUUUGGCAAUCGAAAUCAGUGCAAAAUACCGCAUCUUUUCGGUCAAAGCAAAUGCAAAAUGUUUAAAAUAAUUGCAUAGGUACAAGCUUAUAAAUUAAACAACAGUGCUGGACAUUGUAAACGAAGCUUAAAA
Molecule: messenger RNA, 4014 nt
Organism: Drosophila yakuba
Lineage: Eukaryota; Metazoa; Arthropoda; Insecta; Diptera; Drosophilidae
Gene: swi2
Product: protein singed wings 2
Exons: 5
Coding region: 2037-3389 (450 amino acids)
Cellular component (GO): plasma membrane
Source: RefSeq, a predicted model, not a curated record